Molecule: messenger RNA, 690 nt
Organism: Miscanthus lutarioriparius
Lineage: Eukaryota; Viridiplantae; Streptophyta; Magnoliopsida; Poales; Poaceae
Source: the annotation of a GenBank genome assembly
AUGAGCAUCCCGCGCGCCGCGCACCUCCUCGUGCUCCUCUCCGUCCUAGCCGCCAUCUCCCUCUCGUGCGGCGCCGCGGCAGCGCUGCCGGUGUACGACACGGACGGCCACGAGCUGAGCGCCGACGCGGACUACUACGUCCUCCCGGCACCCCGCGGGAGCGGCGGCGGCGGGGGCGGGCUCACCAUGGCGCCCAACGGCCUCCGGUGUCCGCUCUUCGUCGCGCAGGAGACCGACCCGCUCCGCAAGGGCUUCCCCGUGCGCUUCACGCCUCUGCCACAGCAGGACCAGGGUGGCAACGCCAACGACCGCACCGUGCGCGUCAACUCCGACGUCGGCGUCCACUUCGCCGCCGUGACGACGUGCGUGCAGACCACCGAGUGGCACGUCUCCGGCGACGGCGACGCCCCAGCCCCGCUACUGCCGUCGGGCCGCCGCCGGCUCGUGCUCACCGGCCCGGCCCGGUCCCCGAGCCCGAACGGGCGGGAGAAGGUGUUCCGCGUCGAGAAGCACAGCCGCGGCGGGUACAAGCUGGUGUGGUGCGGGGCCGCCGGCAGCGGCAGCACGUCGUCGUGCCAGGACCUGGGCGUGGUCAGGGACGAUGGGGACCGCCGCGCGUGGCUCGGCACCGCCGAGACCGACCGGGCUCAUGUCGUCGUGUUCGAGAAGGCAGCGACCGUACAUGCGUGA